Messenger RNA from Filobasidium floriforme, 3730 nucleotides. RefSeq lists its product as uncharacterized. The record is from RefSeq and is a predicted model, not a curated record. NCBI's taxonomy places the organism in Eukaryota, Fungi, Basidiomycota, Tremellomycetes, Filobasidiales, Filobasidiaceae. Gene Ontology annotation, molecular function: RNA polymerase II cis-regulatory region sequence-specific DNA binding; protein dimerization activity; DNA-binding transcription factor activity, RNA polymerase II-specific. The coding region runs from base 483 to 3548 and encodes 1021 amino acids. Gene Ontology annotation, biological process: regulation of transcription by RNA polymerase II. The transcript is spliced from 6 exons.
UGAAGGGGAACGCGAGAGGAGCCCCGAGGAUCGCUCGCGCGGGGAAAGACGGGGCUCACACACACACACACUUAGAAGCGGGCGCCAAGAGGGGCGAGGGGUGAGAGAGAGACCUCGAGAGCCUGCAUCGCCUGCAUCACAAAUCAACUACCAGCUACCAUAUCCAUCAUCCAACCUCUCUCGACAUGUCCUUCAUACCGACCUGAUCGAACCGAUUGACCACGACCGUAUCCCAGGGAGACCAACCACCACGCCAGCAACCAGUGAAAGAUCGUUAGACAUCGCUCGACAACACUCCCCGCAUUAGAAUCUCGGAGGACGCCGAUACAGCCCGUUACAGCAUCUCGUUCACACCAGCUCGACAACAGACCCGAGCGCCUGUCUUUCUCGCUCGAGUUGCGAUUAGAGAGCACCUCGAAUCACAUAACUCGCAAAGACUUGGAUUGUCGGGAUAACUCGAACGUCCAGCAGAUCGUAUCGGCAUGGUUGGUAUCCAUGACGAUAUGCUUCAUCAACCGAGGAUCAAGAGGGAAGGCUUCGACAUCUCGCCUUCACCCGGUAUGACCUCGGGGAGCAAUUCUACCAGCAAUACCAUGGGAUUCGCCUUCGGACAGCCUUCUCCCGUCCCUCAAACUCCUCUACACCAGACGUUUGCAUCAGAACUCUCUCCUCAGGACAAUGCUUCUCCGAAAUACCCUUUGUGGAACGAUUCUCAACAGCAACAAUACCUGUUCAACAACCAUCAAGGCCAUAACCCGUCCGCCUCGACCUCUUCCCGUCAUGGUUUGAUAAACUCGGCAAACAUCUUCAACCAGCUCGAUCUGAGCAACGACAUACUCGACAUGCGCAUGAUUAACUCUCCCAGUAUCGACAGCAUGAAUGGUCCUGACGAGAAGCGAGACAAGGAACCAAAGGGGUUGCUGGAAAAAUACGUCGGUACUUUCCAGCAGCAGCAGCAGCAGCAGCAGCAACAACAACAACAGCGUAUGAGUGACUACAGCUUUGGACCAGACGAUGAGGACACCUCGACCCUAGGUCCGACAAACAAUUCCAGGCUGGGAAUGAACCUUGACGAUUCAGAGGAAGAUUCGCCCACUUCUCGCCCUGGCGAUAUGGAGACCAACUCGGGUGACAGCUUGCACCAGACUCAUCGACAGUUCUUGCAACACUUGCAAAGCAUGACCGCUCAACAGUUCCACCAGGCCGCCAUGGGAUCAUCUUCAGCGACCAGCUUGGGAAACAACAACGGAACUCCCAUGAACGCCGGGAACCGGGUCGGUACAGCCAGUUGGGGUGGAGGAUACCAAACCAGCUCGGCCAGAUUUGACGAUUCCGACCUGCUGGCGCUGAUGGGUGAUACCCAAUCACCCGAUGAGCCUAAUCGACCUCGCAAGCCUGGUCAAUCGACCAACGGAGAGUUUAGGCAGAUGAUGAACGAUUUGCACCAGCACCACCUUGCCUCGGAUCCGGACCCGACUACCAAGCUGUUCUCUGUCAGUCAGCAGAGUCAGGACGGGCGCGGAUCUUAUGCACCGAUCGAGGGCCAAGGCUUCGUCACUGGUCAUCAGCUACAGCAGGGACCUCUCGGGGCAUUCCCUGCAUCUGCUCCAGCUGCCUUCCAGGACGGCUUCCCAGGCCGUCUUGGUGCCGAGACCGACCACUUCGGUAGGCUCGGCGGGAUUGGAGGUGCCGUUUCUGCUAUGGGAUAUGGUGGAUACUCAUAUCACCCUCAGAGCGGUCUCGGUGGAGACGGCGAUCAGAGAUCCGAUAUGAACCUUCAUCACGGCAAAGGCAUCCCCGUCGGCACCUCCAGCGGUAUUCAGGGGAACCAUGCCACCCUCGACUCGCUUUCCAGGCAAUUGGGACAGGGUACGCCGAGCCUGAUCGAUGGUUCCGUUUCGUCCCUCGGGAACGCGUCGUUGUUCUCGAGCAUCAUGGGAGGCCAAUGGGGCAUGGGGGAUGGGCACAGGAAUACUUAUCAAGCUGGAGGAUUCCGAGGACAGGCCGGACAAGGCGGGUAUCACGAUACUGUCAGUGUCUUCAGCCAUGGCGACGGCACUGGCGAGAAUGACAAGAGUCCAGACUCCCUCGGUGACGACCGAGAUGGGCAUGACAAGAUGAAGAACGGCGUGGAUGACAAGACAACCGCCAGUCGAGGAAGGACGAAGAGCACGAGCAAGAUGGGCGGGUUUGGUGGAGACAAGGCGAUCAAAGGCAAGCCCAAACUCGCUCGUAGAAGCUCAUCCAUAGCAGCAGCAGCAUCUGGCGGCAGUGCUGUUCGAAACGAGACCGCUGGAGGACCUAGUGGAGGGAUCGGCAAAGCCCCUCGAGCUCCGAGCAAGACCCGUCCUGCUCACAAACGUACCGGAUCUAAUGCGUCGCGAGUUCCUAAUGCUACCGUACCCGGUCCCACAUCGUCCUCCUCGUCUGGCCCCCGUUCUGGUAACGGAACCGUCUCCCCAGCGCAGUUCGAUUACGCGUUGCCUUCCCUCGAAGCAACCUUCCAAUCGCCCCGACCUGACGCUCAGCGAAAACGUUCCGACUCGGCUGCGAUGACGGUCGAUCGCGCGAGCGUCGAGUUGCCGUUGUUCAGAGGUCAUAUGAACGAGAUCAAUGCUCAACACUCGGCGGCUCACAUGAUGUCGAUGGGAAAUCAGCGACGUUCGAGUAUGGCCCGUACGCCCUCGUCUGCCUCUACGUUAGGCGUCUUCCCAGAUGUCGGUGACGAGGGCCUUUGGCGACGACAUUCGAUGAACGAUGCGGUUCGACCGGAUCUGGUCAGUUUCGGAAUGGGUGUCAUGACAGGCGAUGGAAUGGCCACCGUAGAUGAAGCUGCAAUCGAGGAUGGAGACGCCGAAGAUAGUCCUCCGAUUCUCAGCGCAGAAGAGUUGGCCAAAGCACGAAUCUCGCGUCGGCGUCUAUCGCACAAUGAGGUUGAGCGCAAGCGAAGGGAGACGAUCAACGAAAAGAUCCAGGAGCUCGAGACGCUUCUACCUCCCAAUGUCGUCGCUGGGGCCAUCGCUGCACGGGAUGUGGAAUCGAUCAAGGAAGAAGACGAGGAAGAUCUCGAUGCCAAACCGCUCGAGGCUGUCAAUAGCAAGGGCAAGAAAAUCAAACCUAGGAAUCGCAAGAUUAUCAAGAAGGCGCAAGUACCGGACAAGCUGUGCAAGGGGACGGUCUUGUGCCUGACGGUCGACCUGGUCAAGCAAUUACAAGAGAUGCUACACAUCAAGUCUGCUCGAGAACAGCAGCUGCUGUUGCAGGUGCAAGCGCUUCAAUCCCAGCUGGGUGUACCACCCAAUAUGAUGGAACAAGGCAUCUACACUGGCACGAGCGCAAACGACCCGUUUACUGGGAUCGCUGAUCUGGGUACGGACGAUUUGCGAUCUAUCAACGACCUCGAUCUUCGGUCGCUCGGCCACAGACACAACCACUCCAUUAUUGGGAAACAACUAGCCUCCCCUCUGUCGGCCGGGCACGAAGACUCGAUCAUGGCUGACCAGAUAUUGAACGACGACAUGGCCGCACUGGUCGAUUUCCGAGACUGAGAGAGAUUUUAAUAUAACGACGUGCAAGAAGGACCAUGCGAACUGCAUCUUUAUAAUCGUCUGUACUGAUUCGAUGACCUGAGACGACGUUUCGCGAUGUGACAAAUGUUGUUGAUAUUUUGUAUAAUGCGGAAGUCACAAGUUGUAUCCAGAUAAAAAGAGAGUUGUGCCGCUGUAGAGCU